This is a messenger RNA of Eruca vesicaria subsp. sativa (arugula), 1797 nucleotides long. NCBI's taxonomy places the organism in Eukaryota, Viridiplantae, Streptophyta, Magnoliopsida, Brassicales, Brassicaceae. The record is from the annotation of a GenBank genome assembly.
CUAGCCUCACUCGCUUGUUCGUCUCUCUGCAAUGGAAGUGAGAUUCAUCACCCAAAUUCAAGUCCCGGCGAACCCUAAUCACAGAUUCUCUCGUCCUCCCCUAGUUCCCCCGCGCUAUAUCAGAGCGUCUUCUUCAACCUCACAGGAGCCGAAAAGCUACAGAGGUCCGAAACCGAGCAAGAACCUGGUGGCUGAUUUCGUCUCCAGGAACGACGACUCGGUUCGGAGCUUGCCCAUCUACGUCGGAGGCGCUUCCCUCUUGGCCGUUCUUUUCAAUCGGGCCGUUUCCGGCAUCGCUCCGGUUGCUGACGCUAGUAGCUCACAGUCUAGAGCAGAUCUAUUGGCGCUUGGUUUGGCUGUAACCAAUUUAUUGACCGGUUUAGUCUGGUUAUCGAUCCGACCUAAGUCCAUUACUCCAGUAGAACCUGAAGGUUUGGAUUGCAAUGUUUUAGAAUCCCAUCUUCCUCCAUCACUAGUCUCCGAGUUGUUAUGGGCUUGGGAAUCUCUUAAGGCAGCAACAUGUUGUAAGUCUCUGGUUAUUGUCUACAAUGGGAUUUGUCUAGUUCAAAUUGGGAUGGCUGCUGAAUCUCCGGAAGAUAGCAACAAAGCAGUCAUUGUAAACACUGAUAAGCUGAUGGAAGGAUCAGUUUAUCAAGGGGUAAUGAAAUCAAAAGCACAAAGUUACUUGGCCAAUCUUUCUCUUUAUCCUGGGAGAUCAGAGCUGCCAUUUCUGCCUGCAAAUACACAGGCAGUGAUUUUGCAGCCUCUUGGUGAUAAAGGACUCGCUGUUAUCGGUGGAAACACUGUCAGAGGGUUCACGUCUUCAGACCAGGCAUGGAUUUCUUCAAUUGGAGAGAAGCUAGAUGCCACAUUGGGUAGAUGUUUUAUUAAUUCGGCUGAGAUUUCCCAAGAAAAAGAUCAGUAAAGGUAAUACAAAGUCGAAAACAAUGUAAAAGAACUUUUCAUUGCGUGAUUAUGUGGUUACAUAAAGUGGAAAUGUAGAAAAAUAAAGAAAUGAUAAAGUAAACACUUAGAGAUCAGAUUAGAGUUCAUGUAUGUAGUAAACACAAGAUAAACCAAUAAAGUCUUCUUCACGAGCUCAAGUUUGAAGUGUGUUCUCAGUUAUAAAAUGAGCUUUUGGAACCUUUUUCUUCAUUUCUGUAAAUGGGCAUUUCGUUUGUGGUUGCCAGUUUGUGUUAUGUUGCGAGAAACUAACAAAUCAGUGGAGAGUACACUGAAAGAUGUCUCGAGACAACGCACUCGUCUCCCCAGAGAAUGCAUUUCGUUCUGUGAGCUCUCCAUGAAUCGCUGAAAGAGAUCCAAGAGACUAGACUGUUGUUUUUCGAUCCUAGUAAUCUGGUUUCUUAUCAGAGUCAACUCUUCUUCUGCAUUCUUUCUCUGAGAAGAACUACUUCCUUCAUGACUACUCUCUUCUUCAUCACUAGUCUGAACAACUUGUGACUUGUUAGAUAUAUUCUCUUUGACCUUGCACGGCUUUGGCUUGGCCGGAAACAAAACCUUCUUAGCUCUCAAUGGCGAAAGAUUACGCUUCUCCUUAGCUUCAUUGCUAUCUUUCUCUUCAACAUGAUUCAACUUUGAGCUUAUGGUUACGUUUGUAUUCUUGUCUUUGCUUCUUUUCCCCGAAGAAGAAGACUCUUGAGAGUCAUAUCCAAGGUGCUUCCAUAAACUCAAUGUAUGAGUCAUAGUCUCUCUAACGAGUUUAACCUUAUCAAACCUUCUGCUCUCAAGCACAUCCACACAUGCCUUCUUAUACAAGGGAGCCAACUCUUCUUCAGC